Microstroma glucosiphilum is the source of this 1218-nucleotide messenger RNA. RefSeq lists its product as hypothetical. Gene Ontology annotation, cellular component: mediator complex; core mediator complex. The transcript has 2 exons. The record is from RefSeq and is a predicted model, not a curated record. Bases 1 to 1218 code for a protein of 405 amino acids. Gene Ontology annotation, molecular function: transcription coregulator activity. NCBI's taxonomy places the organism in Eukaryota, Fungi, Basidiomycota, Exobasidiomycetes, Microstromatales, Microstromataceae. Gene Ontology annotation, biological process: regulation of transcription by RNA polymerase II.
AUGACGCCAGUAGCGACCGAGGUGCCAGCCACCACCCGCAAGACGCUACUGUGGGAGGACAGCUCCUCAACGAGUGCUCCUGCAACGCUCCGUUCCAUCUUGCAGGUGCACCUGUCCCUCUCCCAACAGCUGUCCCAAGCUCUCUUCACCUCCCUCCAUGCCGCCCACUCUACCGCUCUCCCUCCCUCGCCUAUCCCUCGUCCGGCUCAGCUUCCAGUCGAACUGGAGUCACUACCGAUCUGGACUCUUCCACCAAAUGCCUCCCCGACGAGCAAAGAGCUCAUUCCCUCCCUCGCCAUCCUUCACACCUCACUGGAUGAGUACCUCCUACGAGCUCGUACACACAGAGCCAAUGCCAGGAGGAUCCGUGAACUGACUGAGGAGGUGCGGGAGCUGCAGAGCAGUCGGAGGGACAGGGUGAGAGUGCUCGGAGCUGCCAGUAGGGAGCUCAAAGAAAUUGUGCUCGAGGGGCGGGAGGAGGUGAAGAAGAUUAAGCGAGCAAAAGCAGCUCCUCUGGACUAUCAUCAAGUGCUAGCAUAUGCAGCCGAUCUAGCGCGCACUACUUCUGCUCCUCCUGGCUAUUCUGAAGCCAAGUUGCUCAAGGAAGGGGUGGAAGCGGCUCUCACGCAGCCGGCAGCACAGGACAGGCAGCCCUCACCUCACUCUGAUGCCGUUCCAGUCACAGAGAUUCAGGUCGCAGGUGGAGCUGUGUCUGCUCCAGAAGGCGAAGGCAGCGUCCCGAGGAUUGUAGUAGAGGGAGCCAAGAAGGAAGAAGCUCCUGAGCCUCCACCCACGCCGGCAGCAGGCGUCGCAACCGCUCAGCCCAACACGGCCUCCGUCGACACGACCGUUCCUCAGCCAGCAGCAGCAGCAGCAGGGCCAACACAAACGCGUUUCCUGCAUCCAGAAGAGGAAGGCGAUCCGCACAAUGCCUCAUCGGCACCGCAACUUCUUCCCUUUCCCUCGGAUGCAGAGAUGCGACGUGGCCUCAUGGGUGUCGCCAUGCUCGAUGAGUCUGGAGCGGGUAUGAAGGGGAUCUUGCCUGCUUGGCAGGCAUUCCGAGAGCAAUGGCAGAGCGAACAUGGAGGAGGACAGCAGCAGAGUGGGGGGAAGAUGGAGCUGGGGGAGGCUGACAGACCUGAGGUGCAGAGGAGGGAGAAACGGACUAGGACCAAGGUCGAAGAGGUCGAAGAGGAUCUGGGCCUAGACCUCAACUGA